AUGAAGCGAGCAGAGAAACGAUCUUCUCAUUUAAAUCUUCUGAAAAUUUUAUUUGCUGCAUUUCCGACGAUUGUUUUCGGUGUUUUUACAGUCGUGUUCACUCUACAGCAGAAUGCAUCGGCUAAGGCUGCACGUGAGCAAGAUCAGCGGCAAGCAGAUGAAACCAAUCAACGCAUCAUCUUCAAAGAAUAUAUCGAUGAUAUGAAAGAACUCCUUCUAGAUAAAUAUUUCGCCCAGAACAUGACCAGAUCGUUACUUCAUAUCCGCGUUCAAACAUUAACUGCAUUGAAAAGUCUUGACACCAAUCGUAAACGUGAUAUCAUUAUCUUUCUUUAUGAAAAUCAUCUUAUUCGUCAUGAUAAGUCACCGCGUAUUGAAUUACGUGGUGCUGAUCUGACAAAUGUGAAAUUCGGAGAAUCAUCGAUAGAAACUUGUCUGUUAACUAAUCUUUAUUUGCCAGGAAUCUAUGCAAAGGGCAUUAUAUUCGAUGGUUGUGACUUAGCAGGUGCACGUUUCGAUGAUGCUUUAAUGAAUAACGCACAAUUUUACUCAUGUAUAUUAUACAAUGCAACUUUCGUUCGAACAAAUUUGACGAAUGCAAAAUUCUAUGAUAAUUAUAUUUUUAUGGCAGAUUUUAGUAGUACUUUACUCACUAAAACCUCGAUUAAAGGCGGCAUUCUUCAAGGUGUCAAUCUAACAAAUGCAGAUCUAUACAAAAGUGAUAUCAAUGACGCUUUAAUGUAUCCGCUUAACUUUGGCGGUGUAGAACAAAAUGAAUUUCGCAACGCUCGAUUUCCCAAUGGAUCAUUCAGUGACAUGAAUACGAAAAAUUUACUCAACGAAACUGAAUCUAAAUGCGGUCGAAAUACAACAGUUGCUUGGAUAGAUGCCGUUGACCAUAACCAGUUGGCUAUCAUUCAUGGUGGUCAAAUGAAUGUUGGAAAUGAUUGCUUCUUUGUACUUGAUCAUCGUGAUGAUCAGAUUGCUUUGCUUCCAGUUAGGACUCAAGAGUAUUCUCUUCUGAUUGAUUUAGAACAAGCGAAGUUCAACCUAUCGGCGUUGAUUGGUCUCGAAAAUACAAAUACGAAUACGAAUGAUGAAGUAAUGAUGACGGUACAUUUUGCGCAAGAUAAAGGUGGAUUUGAUUCUGCACGUUCUGCGCGAAAAUCAAUCCGAAACCAAACAUCGAUUCAGUUUCAUUCGUUCAUCCACGAUAUUAUUCCUAAAACAAGACAUCUUUACAUAUCUUUUUCAUGUACUGUUGUUAGCGGCACUAAGAAUCAACAAUGCUUAUUCGACCAAGUAGAAAUUUCAAUAUCCAAGAAAGACAUCUAA
This is a messenger RNA of Adineta ricciae, 1335 nucleotides long. Lineage: Eukaryota; Metazoa; Rotifera; Eurotatoria; Adinetida; Adinetidae. The record is from the annotation of a GenBank genome assembly.